CGGCCGCCGCGGCGACAGCGGCGCUCCGGGUCCCGCCCGAUACCCGCCGGUGCCCGAGUCCCCGCCCUGCCGCCCGGUGCCGAGCGCCGGCAGACGCUGUKGGCCGGCCGGCAGCCGGCGGGCGCAUGUUCCCGGUCGGGAUCGGCGCGCCGGCGGUGAGCGCGGGCGAGCAUGGCCGCGCCCGGGUCGGAGAAGAGCAGCAAGAAGAAGACGGAGAAGAAGCUCGCCGCCCGCGAGGAGGCGAAGCUGCUCGCCUCCUUCAUGGGCGUCAUGAACGCCAUGCGCAAGCAGAAAACUCUGUGUGAUGUCAUUCUUAUGGUUCAAGAAAGGAAGAUCCCGGCUCACCGUGUUGUGCUUGCUUCAGCCAGUCAUUUUUUUAACUUGAUGUUUACUACAAAUAUGAUUGAAUCAAAGUCCUUUGAAGUGGAGCUAAAAGAUGCAGAGCCUGAUAUAAUUGAACAGCUUGUGGAGUUUGCUUAUACUGCAAGAAUCUCAGUUAACAGCAAUAAUGUCCAGUCUUUACUAGAUGCAGCAAACCAAUAUCAGAUUGAACCUGUGAAAAAAAUGUGUGUGGAUUUUUUAAAAGAACAAGUUGAUGCUUCCAACUGUCUUGGCAUAAGUGUGCUAGCAGAAUGCCUAGACUGCCCAGAACUGAAAGCCACUGCCGAUGACUUCAUCCAUCAGCAUUUCACUGAGGUUUACAAGACAGAUGAGUUUCUUCAGCUUGAUGUUAAGCGUGUGACACAUCUCCUGAACCAAGAUACACUGACAGUGAGGGCAGAAGACCAGGUUUAUGAUGCAGCAGUCAGAUGGCUGAAGUAUGAUGAGCCAAAUCGCCAGCCGUUUAUGGUUGAUAUUCUUGCUAAAGUCCGGUUUCCUCUUAUAUCAAAGAACUUCUUAAGUAAAACAGUUCAGGCUGAACCACUUAUUCAGGAUAACCCAGAAUGCCUUAAAAUGGUGAUCAGUGGCAUGCGAUACCACCUCCUUUCCCCAGAAGACCGAGAAGAGUUGGUGGAAGGUACCCGGCCAAGAAGAAAAAAACAUGAUUAUCGCAUUGCUUUGUUUGGAGGCUCUCAGCCCCAGUCCUGCMGAUAUUUUAAUCCCAAGGAUUACAGCUGGACAGACAUCCGAUGUCCCUUUGAAAAGCGCAGGGAUGCAGCUUGUGUCUUCUGGGACAACGUAGUUUAUAUUUUGGGUGGUUCCCAGCUCUUCCCUAUAAAGCGAAUGGACUGCUACAAUGUGGUGAAGGAUAGCUGGUAUUCCAAGCUAGGACCUCCAACACCUCGAGAUAGCCUUGCAGCCUGUGCUGCUGAGGGCAAAAUUUAUACAUCUGGUGGUUCAGAAGUGGGCAAUUCUGCACUGUAUUUAUUUGAAUGCUAUGACACGAGAACAGAGAGCUGGCACACAAAGCCCAGCAUGCUGACUCAGCGAUGCAGCCAUGGAAUGGUGGAGGCGAAUGGGCUCAUUUAUGUAUGCGGAGGGAGCCUGGGAAACAAUGUUUCUGGAAGAGUCCUGAAUUCCUGUGAAGUUUAUGAUCCAGCCACAGAAACGUGGACUGAGCUGUGUCCGAUGAUUGAAGCCAGGAAGAAUCAUGGGCUGGUGUUUGUAAAGGACAAAAUAUUUGCUGUGGGUGGACAAAACAGUUUAGGUGGCCUUGAUAAUGUAGAAUAUUACGAUAUCAAGAUGAAUGAAUGGAAGAUGGUGUCUCCAAUGCCAUGGAAGGGUGUAACAGUCAAGUGUGCUGCUGUGGGAUCUAUAGUCUAUGUCCUGGCUGGUUUUCAGGGUGUUGGUCGCUUAGGGCACAUUCUUGAAUAUAACACUGAAACAGACAAGUGGAUAGCCAACUCCAAAGUCCGCGCUUUCCCAGUGACAAGUUGUUUAAUCUGUGUUGUAGACACUUGUGGGGCAAAUGAAGAAACUCUAGAGAUCUGAAGACCUGUGGAAGAUGCCAAGGCGUUCUUCAAGGACUUGKGAAAACAUGGUUAUUGGUGCUUUGCUUCCAUGUUUUACUGAAUCAUGUUAAAUUUAAUAAUAGGAAAAAAAUGAGAUGCAGUCUUCAAUUUGUAUAUACAGCAUAUUGUAUAAUGUGGAUUUUUUUCAUGCCCAGUUUCUUGUCUGUUUAAAAGAGAUGGGGUUUUGAGAAUCCACUUACCAAGGUGAUAUCACAUGUCAUCUUCCUUCAAAAGGACUGUGGUUGUGGCCUUGUCAAAUAGAGACCAAAUCCAAACAUUUAGAAUGCCUCCAAAGCAUUUGAUGAAGAAAAGAUUUCUACUUAAAUAACAUUUUACCAAGAUCAGGUGCAGAG
Messenger RNA from Malurus melanocephalus (red-backed fairy wren), 2305 nucleotides. It is a transcript of the gene KLHL7, whose product is annotated as kelch like family member 7. Gene Ontology annotation, molecular function: protein binding. NCBI's taxonomy places the organism in Eukaryota, Metazoa, Chordata, Aves, Passeriformes, Maluridae. The coding region runs from base 172 to 1932 and encodes 586 amino acids. Gene Ontology annotation, cellular component: Cul3-RING ubiquitin ligase complex. The transcript has 11 exons. Gene Ontology annotation, biological process: protein ubiquitination. The record is from RefSeq and is a predicted model, not a curated record.